Messenger RNA from Clonostachys rhizophaga, 2037 nucleotides. The record is from the annotation of a GenBank genome assembly. NCBI's taxonomy places the organism in Eukaryota, Fungi, Ascomycota, Sordariomycetes, Hypocreales, Bionectriaceae.
AUGCCAGAAGGCGAAGAGCGUUCUGCAGCCUUGAUGGCUCGAGCCGCGGUCGCCAAGAGAAAGCAGCAAGAGAAGAACAGCAUGUCUAUGCCUCUCCAACAGCCAUCCAGGAAGUCCACACCCGCCGAACGUGGAAGCAAGUAUACCGAGGACAAAGCCACAACAAGAGCCAGCAAUGUGCCCUCCGCGAAGGCGCCGACCAGCCAGGCCAGUAGCACGCUCCUUUCUCCCCCCCGACAGUCUACUCUAGACUCUAUCGGUAGUACGUCCAGGAAGAGCGCGACCAUGACAACUGCUGUCCUAGCUCCGCACCACCAUGUUCCAUCUGGGUCGCUAGACAAGAAGGAUGGCAGUUUCGGACUGCAAGCAGCCCAGACCAAGGUCGAAAAGAGAGCCGAGCAGAAGCCAACAACUCAGUCCUAUUCCCCUUUCUAUAAGCUGCCCACAUCCCAACAAACUCUACGACAAAAAGGAGACCGAGAUUCGCGGGUUCUCCAUGAGGGCGGAGAGCUGCAUGAGACGCAGCGGCGGUCAGGCUCAAGGGGGCAGCGAAACUCCAGACCGUCAGCACAUGCCAAGACGCAGCCGCUGGUUGAGGAUGCUGGUGAUCGCCAUCUACAAACCCUUCUCAAAGGGAACUUACGCACUUGGUUCUAUUAUCUUUACGGCAAGAUGACUGGGAUUGUACAGGCUAACGGGCUUUCGGUCUCUAACAUCCUCUCAAACCUCCAAGAUACGCUCUACCAGGUGAUUGCCAGUGUCUAUGCCAUCACUGCUUUUGUCUGCAGGUUCAUAUGCAGGUUCAUAAGGGUACUGACAUCGUGGCAUAAGCUGCUGGGGCUCUUGAUAUUUAUCUGUCUGUGCGGUUAUGCUAUUGACGCUGUUCUCAGUCUGCCAGGAUUUCGCCAGAUCCACACAUUUCUGGCCGUGUUGUACCGAGCCUUGGGGCAGGAAUCAACCUCCAGUUCCUCAACAUCUCUAGAUCAACAGCCACAAGCUAGUGAGGCCUCUAUGAAACUUCGGGGCUACAUGGAUCAGAUCAACCAGCUCCCUUUCAGCUCGGGAGUACUUUAUAGACCUCUACCCCCUCCCCAAGAGGAAGAGGAAGGAGACGAUGGAUUUCAGACUAUUCCGGUUUAUUUGCAGCUUAUUUCUGGCUCGGCAGCUGUUACUGACAACGCUAUAUGCCAAGGAAACAAGAUCCCUUGCGACGGCAAGGAGGAUUCGGGAGACGGCUGCUUUUGUCGCAUUCAACCCUUGGUCAAAGCAGGCCAGAACGAGAUUACGCAGCCGUCAGCACCCCCCUAUUCCGAGGCCAGCAAUAGGCUGGAGGUUCAACUAGAAGACCAGUGGCGGAAUUUGUAUGGAUCCAUCUACAAUGCCUCGUCUAGAUAUACUAUCUUGUCAGAAUGCUUAACAGCCGAGUCUCAACAGCUGGCUGACCUUGUCGAGGCUAUGACCACGAGGCCAGCGGCAGACCUUCAGCCAACAAGGUUUGCUCAAUGGUGGUUAUAUCUAUCUCCGAUUACGACACGUUGCCCUCGAAAGGCGCUUAUUAUGGAGCGUAUCAACAAGUUGCAGGCCAUCAUGAGCCGUCUUCAUAGCUGCCUCGCACAGUUCCACGGUCCCUACAAAAGGGGGAUUGCACAAGACCCCAUCAUGAUCCAACUCGAAUUGGCCAACGCUGCAUCCUUCAAAUACCUCGAGCACUACUUUUCCGAAUCACCCAGGCCAGAGCAAACCUGCCCACUAUCCAUGCCACAAAGCCAGGCUGCCAUCACUGCCUGCUUGAGCUUCGAUCAGGCUAAUCUGGCAAUCAGCCUUCAUUCAAAAGUUCUCACUCUAACCAGCCGCCUGCUUUUCUUAAAUAACGACCCCAGGUCCUUGAAAUUUCUCAGGGAAUCCCUCCAGGAUAUUAAGGUGAGAGUGGGGCGCGCCGACGACAGCAUCACCCCAGCUAAGGCGCUGUUUUAUGAAGAUCAGUUAGCGGAGAUUAUUUCGGAAUUCUUGAAAUCCUCUGCCGAGUACUGGAUCUAG